Molecule: messenger RNA, 2290 nt
Organism: Drosophila innubila
Lineage: Eukaryota; Metazoa; Arthropoda; Insecta; Diptera; Drosophilidae
Gene: GCC88
Product: GRIP and coiled-coil domain-containing protein 1
Exons: 3
Coding region: 127-2205 (692 amino acids)
Cellular component (GO): Golgi apparatus
Source: RefSeq, a predicted model, not a curated record
UCAUUGCGACAGCUGCUUUUCGAUUUGUUGAUUGAAUGUGUGCAAAAAUGCCACGAGCAAAGAUAUAAAAACACUUUAAUGUUAUUGAAAGCUGUUGCAUUGAUCAAAAUUUAGGGUUGAUGCGACAUGGAUAAACGACAGCGCGAGCUGGAAGCGCUAGUAACCACGCAGAAGGAGCAAUUGUCGCGCUAUGAGAAGCGACUCAAAGACGUGGUCACUGCGUACAAGGGACUGCUGAAGGAGAAGGAGGCGCUGGAAACAAGCUUGGCGGCGCACGCGGAAGCCACUGGAGUCAAGGAUGCAAUUGCCGGCGAUACAGGUGAAUCCCCAGCUGACGGUCAGGUCAGUGCAGACGCCGCUGAUGGAUCCACAGCAGCGGGCAGUGGUGAUGAGGACAAGGGACAGCUGCAGACGCAAAUCAUCACGCUGAUGAAUUCGCUGGCCACGCUCUCGGCGGAAAAGUCACGCAUGGAGGCAUCAUUCCAGGCGGACAAGAAGCAGCUACGUGCCCAGAUAGCACAGAAGGAGCAGAGCAUCCAAGAGCUGCAUGUCAAGGCCAAGGAGCAGGCGUUGCGAGCCAAGCAGGAUGUGGAUGAGGUAAAGGCCAAGUGGAUAAUCGAGCGCCAGGAGCGUGAAAAGGAGACCAACAAUCAAAUGAUAAUGUUACGGGAAUUGCAAAAGCUCUAUGCGGACGAGCGUCAUCUCAAGGAGAACAUCGAGAUGCAGCUCAACAAUUUCAAGACUCAAUUCGCCAGCAACGAGGCAGAGAACAGUCGCCUCCGGGAGCUGCAGCUCCAGUUGAAGGAGGCGCGUGCGCAGCUAAAGCAAUUCCAGUUGAAGACGGAGCAAUCGAUGGCUGCUGCCUCUGCUACGGACAGCAACGCAGUGCUGCAGCAGGUCCGCCAGGAGAUGCAGCAGCUGAAGGAACAGCACGCGGUGGCCAUUAAGCAGGAGCAGCGGCGUGUGCUGCGUGCCGAGGAGCAGAGCCGUCGCCAGGCAGCACUGCACGAGGAUCGUGUGGCCAAUUUGGAGGCGCGUCUCGCCGAGCUAAGCAGCUCGGUGGGCAAUUACGAUCGAUUGCGUCAGCAGGAUCAGGACAGCAUACACGUGCUCAAGCAACAACUACAGGAGCUGGAGCAGGCGCACAACCGAAAAUCAUCUGCUCCACGACUGCAGAGCGAUAGCGAUGCCGACAUGGUUGUCCUGGUGGAUGAGAUAGUGCGCCUAAAGAAGCUGCUGGCCAGUGCCAAUGCACGCUCCUCGAAUCCCUUGGAUCUGAGCCACGUGCUGGGCAGCAACCAUGCUGCCGCUUCCGCCGACAGUCACGUUCAGUGCGAGCAGCAGCUGCAGAGCUUGCAGCAGAUGCUGGACAACGGCAAACAGCAGCGAUCGCAGCUGGAGCAGAAGAUUCAACUGCAGCAGACGCACAUACAGACGCUGCAGGAUAAGGUGCAGGUGCUCAAUCGUAAUAUUGACGAGGCAGAGCUGGAGCUGAAGCAGCAAGGCGACAAGAUGCGACUCGCCCUCAAGACGGAGCGUGCCAAGUGGCAGGAGGCGAAGGCGGAGCAGGAGAACGAGACACGCUGCAAGCUGAACGAGUUGGAGCAGCUGCUGCAGAAGCAGCGUCAGCGUUCCUUGCAGCUGCUCGACGAGAAGGAGCAGGAGAUUAAGACACUGCAGACAUCCUUCGAGGUGUUUCACAAACCAAACCCAUCUCCACUGGAGGCCAAUGAACAGUGCAAUUACUCCUCGGACGCCGACAGCGUUGAGGUCGAAGGUGAACGGGAACGGGAUCGUGAGGUGGUGGCCAAGCUCAGGGUGAAGCCCAAGAAGCUAUCACUGGGCGACAAUUGUCACAUGCUCCACUAUGCCAAUGAGCUGGCGCGCAAGGACAUCGAAAUCACAGCUCUACGCAAGUCCAAAUAUGCUGCCGAGUCUACGCUGCGCAAGGCAAUCCAGGACAAGGUGACCGCACAGCAGGAGAUGCACGAAAGGAUCGAGUGCCUCGAGGAGCACGUGGACAGAUUGGAACGCUGCAAGACGCGAGAGGGCGCCAAUCUGGAGUACCUGAAGAACGUCAUCAUUAGCUUCAUUGUGACCCGGGAUGCGGAGGGCAAGCGUCACAUGCUGAACGCCAUCAGCGCCGUGCUGCAGUUCACCAGCUCUGAGAUGACGACCAUUAACGCAGCAUUCCUUAAGAAGUAGAUACAUUCAGUUCAGUUUUCCAUUAAUAUUUAUAGAAUUAUAUAGAUGUGUAACAAGAGAAAUGUAUAAAAUACGCGUAGAAUCC